Molecule: messenger RNA, 12739 nt
Organism: Calliphora vicina (urban bluebottle blowfly)
Lineage: Eukaryota; Metazoa; Arthropoda; Insecta; Diptera; Calliphoridae
Exons: 8
Coding region: 578-7087 (2169 amino acids)
Biological process (GO): response to starvation; autophagy
Cellular component (GO): cytoplasm
Molecular function (GO): protein binding
Source: RefSeq, a predicted model, not a curated record
UUCAGUAAAUUCACUAUUAGCAAACAAAAAGUUUACAAUGUUAUAAAAAAAAAUUAGAAACGCAAAUAGAGAAAAAAUUUCCAAGAAAUAGAAACAAUGAAGGAAGAGAAAUAAAAAAAAUAAUGGAAUUGAGAGACCAUUACAAAGAGUAUUGAAUACGCAACAGAAUAAAAUGGAUUUCGUAAUUUUUAGUUUCUUUGUUCGUUCAACGAAGUAAAACGACUUUACUCUCGAGACGUUUUUAAUAAAUAAUUUUGAAACCAACGACUCCUUAAUUGUUUCAAGGACACGCUAUUGACUUAUUGUAUUGUAUUAAUUAAAUAUACAUAAGAAAUUAAUCAUCUAUAAACAAAUACAAAUACAACAAAUAAGAAUAUUAAAAAAUACAUUAAAAAAACAAUAAGUUCAAACAAAUUUAUUGUAAAUUGUCGAUUUUUGAAGUCUACUCUUAUUGAUAUUCAAGGUCCAUAUAGUUGAUUUUUUCACUCUCUUGGAGUAGAAGCUCCGAACGAGAGAUUUGAAAAAUCAUUAGGAAGACGACAGACCCAAGGGAAAGAAUAAAAACAAAGCAUUUGACAUGUCUGCUGAUUCGCCCAGGCGUUCAUCUGGCAGCGCCAGCCGUGGAUUGGUGGCUGUACCAGCCAUAGUACCACCCCAGGUUGUUAGUGAUCGAUCUAUUUUGGAUUCUGCUAUUGGUUUUAUAAAUGAAGUUACUUUAGCCCAUCAGCCUCCAAUAGAUCCAAAAGAUACCAUAACUUGGGCAAGAUUUGAAACAGCUGCUGAUAUAAGCGACCCUCGUUUUGGGGAAGAUUGGGAAUUAGAAGGCAAUGUUGCACCUCCUCUACUUCUUAUUUUGGGAUAUGGUUUGGGUGUUCAAGUGUGGGCUAUACCUGCUAACGGCGAAGCUGUUGAAGUGCUUUCUUGGCGACAUGGUAUAGUUUCAGCCUUAAGAGUUCUUCCAACUCCUGUAACAACACUUGCUGUCGAAGAAAAUGGUCGUGCCGACGAACCCAUUGAUGCUUUUGGGGAGAAAAGGCCUUUAAUUGCUCUAGUUGAUGGGAGCUCAACGUCGGGUUCUCAGCCCCAGUUUUGUGCAGUAAACUUUAUAUCGCUCAAAAAUGGCGCGCAGGUGAAAACGAUCAAGUUUAAAAAUCCUGUUAUUGAUAUACUGGCCAAUCGUUCUUCGGUUGUAAUUACUUUUCAUGAACGUAUUGCAGUUUUUGAUGCCCGAACAUUAGAGGAUCGUUUAUCGAUUACAACAUGCUAUCCCAGUCCAGGCAUCAAUCCUAAUCCCGUUGCCUUAGGACCUCGAUGGUUAGCAUAUGCAGAAAAUAAACUUUUGCAUUCUAAACGCAGUGGAGGCGGCUGUGAUGGGGAUGGCGUAGCAAGUUAUACAGCCACCGUAUUAAACGCAUCGAAAUCUUUAGUAAAAGGUUUGAGAGAGUUAGGCGAACAAGUCGCUGCUGGAUUGACGGGUACUUCCGGCAUUGCUGUUAAUUCAAAGAAUGCGUCUUUUGAUUCAGGUUGUGGACUUGAAACAAAACAAUCUGGUAUAGUUACCAUUAUAGAUAUAAAGAAUCCCCUUAGGGAUUACAGUCCCACAUCAGGUGUGCCAACAUCAAGCAAACAAACUGCGGGAACGGAUUCGAUUAUAGCUCAUUUUAUAGCGCACUCAGAAGCGUUAGUUGCAAUGGAGUUUGAUAACUCGGGAAUGGUUUUAGUAACCGCUGAUCGUAGAGGGCACGAUUUUCACGUGUUUCGCAUCCAACCUAAUCCUGUGGGAUCCAGUCUCGCGGCUGUACAUCACCUAUACAUAUUACAUCGUGGUGAUACUAGUGCCAAAGUGCAAAACAUUUCAUUAACGUUGGAUUCUCGCUGGGUUGCUGUAUCAACACUUCGUGGCACAACUCAUGUUUUCCCCAUUACACCAUACGGAGGUGCUAUGGGUGUUAGAACUCACACGUCUCUACAUGUGGUUAAUAAAUUAUCUCGUUUUCAUCGUUCUGCCGGCUUGUCGGCUGACGGGCGUUCUAAUUCGCCUAUAUCACAUUCGGAGAGUACAACAUUUACUCAAUCACUACAGCCUUAUCAUAAUUCAGCAUUACCACCAUUUCCUCGCCCAACGGUAGUUAUGCCGUUGGCUCAAUUAAGACAACCUUUUGCUCUGGGCUCUCCACCAGGAUCGGCAACUUUGGCAGGAGUUAAAUCUGUUGCAGGUAGCUCGGGUUCUGGAUCGCAACGUCAAAGAUUAUCCUCAUUAUCAGAUGACAGCGGAAAACCGCUAAGUGUCUGUGCUAUUUUUGCAAAAUCACGUUCGUGGCUUUUAGACCCCCCCAAUGUUACUCGAGAAGCUCCACACCGUAUGCAACGCAAAGCUGUAGAUUCGUUGUUUGUAAUGGCCGGACACGGUGCCCUUAUACAAUAUGAUUUGGAUACAAAACUUGCUUCAAAUGUUGCCAAAGAAAAAAUAUGUGACGAUACUCCCAUUGAAUUGGAAGUCGAGGCUAAAGCUCAGUGGGAUUUGGGUAGGCGUAAAGAAGGAUCUCAAGAGAUAAUGCCGCCUCUAUCCGCUGAUAAUUGGUUAAUUAAAAACCGAAAUUCUUGCAUGCUAACCGAUAGCUCUCGCCAAUUCGAUGACUCAGAUGAUCGGAGCGAAUCAUGGCUAGCACAAGUUGAAAUUAUAACACAUGCAGGACCACAUCGGCGUCUCUGGAUGGGACCGCAAUUUGUUUUCAAAACUUACAACACACCAAGCGGGUCUAACUUAAGCCAUGUCGACAUUGAAGCCGUAGAAAUAGGUACAACAAAAUCUAACACUACUACCACAUCCGAAAAAAUUGAUCAUUCAAGCCCUUUGAAUAUGCCGUUAACGUCAACAGGCCGUUCAAGUGCUGUACCAGUUCUUAUUGAAUCUGGAUCAUACAGCAGCAUUGAACAAAGUCCCAAAUUGAUGGAUCGUUUCCGACAUGAUCAUCUGGAUUCUGACUUUUCAGUAGCUCAUGGUGAUUCUCGUUUAAAAGAAGAUUUAGCUGAUGCAAUGCGUGAAUCGCCUUCUGCAGCUGCUUCAUCGAAAGACACCGGUGGUCAUGGUUGUGAAACUGCCGGUUCAAGUGAUAAUGUUGCUUUUUAUGACGCACUAACAGCUGAGGAUGAUAAAGACUAUAUUCACGCUAGUUCAGCUUCGGCAGCUGCCCUCGCCAGUGUUCUACCUAAUAUUCAUUCGUAUGACAACAGUUCGAGUUAUGAGUCCCUAGAUUCAAUUAAGAAACCAACCGCUUCUAUUGAGAAAAUUGUGAAUCCCUUAGGAACGGUGACGACUGUUACAUCUUGCCUAACUGCCGACGUUAAAACAGAUAUUUUAGACGAAGUUGUUUCUCAGCUAGCUGCAGAAGAUACAAUAAUACAUGAAAACUGCGAUGAAAGUCUGUUUCGUCCUGUAGUGGCAAUAUUUUGUGAUGAAAAGACUAUUCUUCAAAACGAAGAAGAAGCUCGAAAAAACAACGAGCAGUAUCAGGCUCCUGAAACUAUAAGCAAUAAACUUGUUGUUCCAGUCAUAGCUAAAGAAGUUGACGAUGAACUCAAUAAGCGAGAAAAGGAAAAGACCAGUGCAAUCAGGUCAAAGGCAACACUUGCGAAAAACAAGGGAAAAGAUAAAACUGAUUUUGAAGAAUUGUCAUCAUUAAAUAAAAAACCAAAAGAAAUUCAGCUAAAAGGUCAUAAAACAUGCAAUUUAAAAAAAGACACAUUGGGUGAAGAAAUUAAUUUUCAUGAGAGUAAAUCUUUACUUUUAACAAGUGAAAAUCAAAAACAAGAAUGUUCUCUAUCCGGAAAAGUGUGUGAGAAAAAGAAAACAGAAACUGGAUUGUCAGGGAAUCCACCUUCUUUAAAAGAAAUUUCAACUGAGCUAAAGAUUACCCAAAAAGUGUGUGACAUAACCGCAACUUCAGUUAGAUCAAAGAAGGAGAUGCACAUUCAAGGCGGAGCUACACAUUCAAUGAAAAAAUUUGAACAGUCAGUGGAAAUUGCAGAAAUAAAGUCAAACAAAACUGAUAAAGUUGCUCGAUCAAAAAUUCAACAAAAAAUGGAUGCUAAAAAGCAACCCCAAAAUGAUUUUGAAGAAUCUGAAAUUAAUAAUACAAAAACAAAAACAGAAAAAAAAUCUAUUGUUGUAGAAAACAAAGAUAAUCAUUCGAAUGUAAAAGAUAUUUUGAUAAAGGAAGAAGCUAAUGUAACGAAAGAUAAUUCUAAAAAGACUUUAAAAAUACGAGAACAAGACAAUGCAGUAAACAUCAAGAAUGCUAAUAAGUUCGUCAAAGAUAAAUGCAUUGAUGUGAAUGCUACUGCCACGAUUUCUCCUAAAUCAGAUCAAAUUGAAAUUACAAAAAUUAAGCCGGAUAACGAAAAUGUAGGAAACAAUUUAGAACCAAAUAUAAGAAACAAAAAUGAAAACCUAACAUCACAUAAUUUAAUAAAAAGUAACACUGCCAUAAAAGAAAAAGGAAAUAAAACAAAUGAUUUGAUUAAAACCAAUAAAUCGGUCGUAAAUGACGUUUUAUUAACUAAGCAACAUAAUGACCAGCAAUUAGGUGGAAGUGUAGUUGAAAUAAAAAAAGACGAAAAGACAAUUAUUAAAACAGAUAAUCAUAAAAUCAUUGAAACGUUAAAUCCUUUCAUAUGCGAAGAAAAGGACAUAUGCAAGCUAAGUUUGGAUUUAAACAAAGAAGAAAUAGUCAAUAUACCUUCAAAGGAUGAAUCUGAUUUUACAAAUAUGGCUUUUAGUAAAGACCAUGAACUGCAGGGAAGGAAUCAGACCAAAAAAAACAGCAUUAAAGCGAAGAACAAUGAAACGCCAAAUAAUGAAAAUUGUAUUGAAUUGAGAAAAGGUGAAAAAGCUAAAGGAAAAGUUAUUGCAUGUAAAGAACAAAACAUCACUGAUAUUUCAAGUAAUAAUACUACAAUAUUAGAUGACGAAAAUGAAAUAAAUGAAGAAAUUGUCGAGUCCGAUCCUGAAUGCACAAUAACAGAAUAUAAAGAUAAAUCCGGCAAGAAUAAAUCGGAUAAAAGUGAGUUGAAAAGAACAAAGAGCAAUGAGAGAGAAAGCUCGGAUUCCAUUAAAAUUAUAGAGGAUAAUUGUGAAAAGGAUAUGCUAAUUAAUAAUUCCGGAGGAAGUGCAAAAGCUAAAAACAUAGUUAAUAGUCAGACUAAAAAGACAAAUUCAUUGGAAAUUGUCAUUAAACCCGAAGAACUCAAAAAUGAAAAAGAGAAUAAUAAUGUCGCAAACAUUGAAAUUGUAUCUUUUGAACUAAAAGAAGUAGAAACUAAAGAAGAAAUAAAAAAAAUAAGCGAUGCAUCUGUCAAAAAUCAAAUUAAUGAUGAAACAAGUGACUCCGAAUUGGUUAUAUUGACUGCAGACAAUUUGCAGGUGUGUAAGGACUUUGAUUUAACUAAAACUAAACAAGAUAGGAAAAAUAAACUUAAAGAAAACUCGAGAAUCACUCAAGAUUUGAAGAUUACUAACAAAGAUCUUCAAAAGGAAAAGGAUUCGCCCGAUAAUAAAACGGAUACUAAAGCAGCGAUAAGUGAAACUAUGCACAAUGCAUCGACGCCAACUUCACCAAAAAAGAAGGGUAAAGGAAUUUCCAAAGAUGAACUUAAAAAAUGUGUAGAUUUAAGUAAAGAACCCGCAGCGGAUUUAUCUUCAUUUACUAAAGAGAAUUUAGAUAAUGAAAAAUGUACUAAGGAGGAGAGCAUUGAUAAAAAGGACAUUGAUAAAUACGAUAAAGUAAAAAUUAAAGGUAAUUCAAAUGAAAAAGAAUUGCUAGAAAACACGCUAAGUUUAUAUGGAAAACCAAACAAAUUAGUAAAUAAAACAAUAAAUCCUCCCCUACCGCUAACGUCUGCCUGGAAAACUUUAAGUGGAGCGGAAAUGAUAAAUAAAAAUCUUUGCAAAUCUGGCAGUAAAUUGAAUAUUUCUGAUAAGUUGCUACCUGAACUGCCUACUCCAAAUGAAAUGGAAAAACAAACAAGUUUUGAUGAAUUUUCAAUUUUGAAAUCUUUGGAUCCAUUACCGCCGUUACCAGCUCUUGAGCCCCUGCAGUUAAUGUCAGAAAAUAAAAGCAACUCUUUAAGGGACAUCAGUUUGAUUAAUUUUGAAAGUCCUUUACAAGAAAAUCCAGCAUUGCAACGAAAAAUAACUCCCGCUCCUCGUGGUUUUACGGAACAAAAUCUUAUUCUUGCUCUUUGUGGAUCUUUACAUUAUGAAAAUGAACACUCACUCGGUUCUACAGAAAAUACUGAACUAUCACCCGCAUUCUCAUCAAAUCAUUCUUCUGCAGCUUUUGAGGACCCUUCCCUAGCCGAUUAUAAAUCUCUGAAUGAGAAUGACGAUCCCUACAUGAGCUUGGAACAAAGUUCGCAGGAAACAAAUACGACCACUACCAAUACAACCAAUGAUAAGUUUUCUUCAUCCACAUAUUCUUCAGGAUCGGAAGAAAUUGUUAUCAUGGAGGAAAAGAAAAUGACAAAAAAACAAAAACGCAAAAAGCAACAGCAAAUAAAGGAAAUUCAAAAACAAAAGGAACAACAACAACACCAAGAAAUAGAUGAUGAAGAAUUAAUACCUUUAAUAGCCAUGACAGAAUCCCAACUUGACCAGGCAACAACAGUUUCAGAUGACACUUUGCCAGCAUUAACCGCAAAAUGUGUUAAAAAUCAACCUUUGAGAGCACAGACACUUAUACACUCGACUACUACAGACAGUGAGGGUCCCAUGCCAGCAACAACAUCAGACGAUAAUGUUUUUUCUAUCCCCGUUUCAACAGUUCAUAAUCAACAUAAAAUAAAAACAAAAAAACUAGAACACAAAAUUAAUUUGAUUGCCGCUAUUGAAGCCGCAACAUCUUCGUCAACGUCAUCAGCUGAAGAAAGUGGCGUUGAGUUAGGAGGUCGUUCUUCACACGACAAUGACGAAUCAUUGAUCUCGGUAUCAAGUAGUGUAUCUACUUCUACCAUACCACUUCCCAUUGUUACAACGCCCCAAACAGCAGUGGGGGCUUUAAAAAAGAAAACCAAACGACGCAAGAGAUAAGAAUUAGCCAUUUGUUUGUUUUGUAUUUCUUGUUUAAUAAUCAUUUAUUACUUCUACAUCGUGUAUUUUAGAUAUUAUAUAGAAUCUGCAAACGGCUACGAUACAUCGAAAUCAUUUAAAGAACCAUUCUUGUCGAACGAAUAAUAUUUCUAUGGUAUUUAUACAUUCAAGCAUAUGUACAUUAGGGUGGCUCCGAAAAAGUUGUGUAUGUUCGCAACUAAAAAAUAUAAAAGUAAUAACCACAUUAUUUCUUUUAUCGUAUACAACAAACAGAAAACAUUAAAAAUGUUCAUCACAAAGAAAACAUGAGAAAUAAAUAACAUUUUAUUUUGGGUGAAAUUCUAACUAGAUUAAAUUUCGAAAAACGGAAAAAAUCUUUUCGAUGAAUUUAUGUUAAUUUAAUUUAAACGGAUAACUUGAAAUAGUUCUAUCUCAAAAUUAAAUAAAAAUUAAAAAAGCGCCUUUCAAAAGCCUUUCACAUGAUACCAAAAUUUUAUAUGUUUCCAUUGCGAGAAAUAUGGAAAACUAUAAAACCCAUAAAAAAGUACCUUUUUAUCCAUAGAUCCAGCUCACCAAAUAUUGACGCCAGGACAAACAUUUUGAGAAAUGGUCUCCCCAAACAAACUAAACGUUAAUUUUAGUUGGGAACAUUAACCCAUUAUUUUUCCUCUAAUGUCAUAUGUACAAUGUACAUAUGACUUUGUACAUAUAUGUCUUUAUAAAUGUAUCGAUGAUUUCAUGCUACAUCGUCCAAAAAUUUACCUAGUGUCUUCAGAUUUUUUCAUAUUCAACACACAAACAAAUACUCCAUAGAGCUGUUUAGAAUCUUUAUGAUUUUAGAAAUAUUUUCACAAAUUGAAUCAAAUUUAAUACAAAACAGUAAAAUGAAAAAUAAUUCACGACACCAUUUCUUCACACGCAGUAUUGCGAACAUAACAACAUUACGUAUUAUGUUUGUUGUAUUUGCGCAUUUGGUCUUCACGAUUUCAAUGUUUUUAAUCAUCUAUGAAAAUGUGUAUAACAGCAAUAGAGUAAAUUUAAAUAUGAUUAGAUUAGAAAAUAUUAUUUCUAUGGUUUUUAAAAAUGCAAUUAUCAUAUAUGAAAUCGCGUGUCUGCGUGCGUUUAGUUUUCUUGCAGAGGAACGGCCAAAUGUUUCAUGUUUGACAUUCUUAAAUAUUAUAUGCUUAGUUUUUGAGUUAUUAUUAAAGCCCCCAUUGUAUUUAUGUAAGUUCUUGCUAUUGAUGAAACCAGAUUUGAAUUGCUCAUAAACAUAUCGAGCCAUAACCGCCAAAAAUACGUAAGCGCCAUGAGUAUCAAUUUUCGUUUUUUGAUAAACAUCGAUAGCUCUCGAUCAUUCACAUCAUCUCACAAAAUACCAUCGCUAUGAUUUUACAGCAAAAACAAUUUAGAAUUAAGUACAAUUUAUUGUUUUUUCUACUUAUUUUGUGAACAUGAAGUGGCGAUUACGUCUUUAUUCGUUUCAACAUAUUAAUUAAUAUUAGUCUUUUAAUAUUAAAAUCGUUAAUUUGAAUUUUUGUACACGAAUAUAAUAUGACCAAAAUAAAAAAAUGUAAACACUAAGUUGUGUUUUUAAAAAAUUUGGAAGGGUGUAACUGCCAGCGAAAAGGACGUAAGCGACAUAAAUACCCGUUAUCUUGGAAAUAUAUGAAAUAAAAUAAGUGCAAUGUAUAGUUUAGAAGUAACAGUGCAUACAUACAUACGUAUUCAAUUUCACGGUAAUACUUCGCCUUGAAUAUUUAAAAAAAACCUUUCCCUGUAAAUUUUGGUUUUUGGCGCUUACGAUUUUUUUGCGGUUAUGACUCGAUAUAUUUAUAAUUUGAAUUAUUUAAAAUUCUUGAACAAUCUAUACAAAAACAAACAAAUAUAAUUAAAAAUAUGUAAUCGUAAAAUUAAUAAAAUAUCUCAAAAUGUUUGAGAAAUCUUUUAAAUAUUCACAUAAAACUAUUUUUGAGAUCAACAAUAUUCCCAAGAACAAAACUCUUUCAACCGAAUUCAAAUUUAAAAACUUUAUGCUAGCUAAUGAGUGGUUAACUUUCCCUUAUGGAUAUUUACCCAUAAUGAAGUUAGCAUCUAGUUUUUCAUUUUGAAUACGGCUGUAAAUUAAAAAAAUAAAAAAUUACACAACCAUUAAGUUUAUUUUAUUGUAUAAAGUUUUUAAAUUAAAAAAAUCUUGCGUAGUAUACAGUUUUAUCGUAGGAACAGAAUUCGAGUGUACGACAUGUGGGCGUAAAUGCGUCGUAAAUACAUUGGAUUUACCCAUAACUGCGUUUUAUUUUGUUUGGAUUUAAAAUAUGUUAAAAUUUUAAAAACAAAAAAAUAAUAUGUACAAUGUACAUAUGCAUGUAUGUAUAUUGUUACGUUUUUACCUUUUAAAAACGUUUGUUUAUUCCCUUUAAAUAAACCGGAUAUUUUUGAUUUCAAAUAUAUGCAGUUUAGUAGUUUAACAAUUGUAACAACUCUUUAUUUAUUCAAAUGUAUAACAACAGUUGAAAUAAUCACUAUGUGUUUUUUAAUACACACUCACUUAAAUUACACUUUAUAAUGUACAAGACAGUUGAUGAUAACUCUUACAGCGCCUAUGAUAAACUCACUGACUACUGCAACCCCAGUCACUAUUUAUACACACUGCCAUCUUCAUCCGAGUAGCCUAGAUUGUUCUUAAUGGUCAAAACUAGUAUAUUCGAAUUCUAGAGCUUUUGAGGUUAAUGUUAGCUGCUUAAACAUGCUAUCAACAUUGUUGAUAAGUAGAAGCUUCUACUGAUGGACAUGUUUUUAACAUGAUGAAUGUUGCUGGCAGUCGUUACAGCAGUAAAUUCAAAUCGUUAUUGAAAAUUCGUAACAAUAUUUUAUUAUUACUAUAAAUACAAGGGACGUAACUGUUAUAAGAGAAAUGAAGAAACAGUUUUAUUUAGCCAUUAACAUUGAUGAAUUCAAAUAAUGGUUAUAAUCAAAUCGUAUAACAAUAUAAAUGAGAAAUAUUUUUCUUAGUUAUGAAUAACCAAACAAAGAUGUUUGGUUACAAAUAAUCAUUAUCAAAAGUAAUUUUAUUUUUCAGUUGUCGCUAUUUUAUAUGUAACGGGGUUUGUAGGUCAAAGAACUUCAAUAUCUUUGACAAAGUAAACAAAACUGGCAGUUUUGUAAGAAAUGUUUAUUCAUUUUAUAAAUAAAAUAUUAUUUGAAUAACCAAAAAAUAUAUGUAUUUCUCAUUAAUAUUGGUUACGGUGAACAAAAUAAUAUAUAUGUAUCUUACGAUAAUGGUGAAACUUUUCUUCCGAAAGAAAAAAAUUAUUACUUUCGGUCUUUAAUAAAUGUAGACUUACAGUGACCGACAAAAGUAUACGUAUGACCAUUAUUUUCGGAAAUCGCGGACUUCUAAACGUAAUGAUGCAGUUUUAUUUUAAAUGCAUUUUAUAUUAAAAUAAAUAUCGCUAAAUUUAUAAUUUAAACUAUUAUUUACAAAAAAUUAAAAGAAUAUUUUGACAAAAGUCUACAUAUGAUCUACACUAAAUAAACAUUUUUCAGGGAAUACAGAUUUUCAUUAAAUUCAAUAUUUCGUUUGGCCACAAGCGUCUGGGCAUCGAAGCAACUAAAUUUUCCAGUUUUGCGGACGUUAUAUUUUGCGAUUCUUCUUGAAGCUUCCCCUUUAGCAUUGGUGCACUAGUAAUAUGCUGUUUUCGGAUCUUCCAUUGUAGAAUCUCCCACCAAGAGUUAAAAUAUCAACCGAUUCUCUCAAAUUUUGUUCCAAAAUGGAUUUGUACUGAUAACGAUCCAUAUUACCCUCAUUAAACACUAACUUUGCCACUGCAGAAGCAGCGACAACACCCCAAUCUAUUACACUGCCACCACCAUGCUUAACUGUAAGUUUUUUGGAUCCAUUGCUGUAUUUGUAUUGCGCCAUAGUGUAUCUGUCCCAUCACUUCCAAAUAUGUUAUACUUAGUCUCUUCAGUGAACAAAACUCGCUUCCAGAAUUCCAUGUCCUUUUAAAUGUGCUGUUGGGCGAAUUCCAAACGAAGAUUGUGAUUCUUUUCGCUAAUUUACGAGGAGUUCUGCUAUAAUAACCAUUACUAUUUAAGGUUGUUUGAAUUGUUCGUGUAUGAACAAUAACUUCUGAACUUGUUGCGAGUUCUUCGGCCAAUUUUGUGGUAUUUACUUUUGGUAUUGUUUGAACUGUAGAUUUAAUAAUUUGCCUUGCAUAUCUGUUAGUAUUCAAAAAAAAUCAGGGUCGUAUGUAGGCUUUUGUAAUUUUUUUUAUUGUUUUUCAUGAUUAAUUUUGCAAGCUUACAUUGCAACAACAUUUUCAUUGGUUGCAUAGAAAUAAAAAUAGAUUUCAAACAAAACUGCAUCAUUAUUUUUUUUAUUUACCGGGUUUUCUUUCAUAAAGUGUUAAAAAUUGUGGUCAUUCCUAGACUUACACACAGUUACUAAAGUAUACGUGCGAUCGACUUUUUGAGCCUUUUUUUUAAAAAUCUAUAUAUAUAAAAAUACAAGGCCUGACUUAUUCAUUCACUCACUCAUGACUGAUGAGUCAGUGAAUGAGUGAGUGAGUGAAUGAAUGAGUUAGGCCUUGUAUUUUUAAAUACAGUAAUUUUGACUUACCUGCACAAUCAACUUUGCACGAUAUUUUGUGCAGAUAAGUUAAAAAUGCAGUUAACCUCUUAUUUGUUUUGAUUUAAUUUUGUAUUAGGCAGCUAAAUUAAAUUUUUUCAUGAAAACCAGUUAUAGCUUCCAAAAGUAUUAUGUAUGCACUUAUCUUAAAUGUGCAGGUAUGAACAAUGCACUUAAAUUAACGAAUUUAUAUGGAGUUUGGUAAAUAAAUAUUCAAAACACAAGUUUUGUGCACUUAUAUGCAAAAUGCUCUUAAGUAAAAGGCAGGUAAGUCAAAACUACUGUAUAUAGAUUUUAAAAAAAAGUCGAUCGUACGUAUAAUUUAGUAACUGUGUGUAUGUCGACAUACUAUUACGUCGUAUACUAUUAUGCCCAUACUGUGCAAUUCUGUUCCUAGCAUUAAGUAAGUUUUAUGAUUUUAUCAAAGUUCAAACUACUACAAACGUAUGUAUGUAUAUCGCUUACAUAUAUUUUAAUUAAAGGAUUUGUUUCUGAAUUUGCACAAUUUAUAUUAUUAUGUAUUUUACUUCUUAUAUUAAGUUAUGUGUUUUUUGCGAUUUUGUUUAUCGUUGGAAUUAUGCAAGGAGAAUCUGAGAAAGUUCUUAUUAUUUUUUUUAUUAUGCAAGGAGAAUCUGAGAAAGUUCUUAUUAUUUUUGUGUAAUCAAAAUACGAAUUGAGAUACAGCCUUACAUUCUUUCUGCAUUAAUCCAUCGAUAUGUUUCAAUUGUCGAUUUAAAUUGUAGUAAAUUAUUUUUGUAGUUAAAUGCUUUUCAUUUUAUUUCUUUGUGUUAAUCAUUCAGUAUUUAUGACUCCUUUGUUUAAAUAAAGAAAUACCAAAUAAUAAAAUUUUUCUGAUUAUGAAUAAAUUAAUUUUAAUUAAAGUUGUGGUAUUUUAAGUUAUUUUUUUUUUUUGUUAAUUUUUAAAAUGUAAAUAUUAGUAAAGUUACGAAAAUAAAGAAGAUUGAAACAAUAAUUAUUAAUUAUGCAAUAAAAACCCAAAAAUGUCAUUAAUGACCGACCAAAAA